GUUCCGCCCAGAAGGGAAAUGACGCCGGCGCAGAAAAUGGCGUCCGCAAAGCCUGUGUACUGCUGUGGUUUGCUACCCGUUUAAUUCAGAGCCGAGUGGGGGGGUCUCUCCGUCUGGGCAGAUGGACGAUAGAAAUAUGGCAGUGCACCGCUGCCGUCCGCUUUCUUGAGCCCGGAAUCGAACCCGCAACUUCAUGUCCGAAGGAGCCAGAGCUGCCUGGUCGAAGAGGGGUUGUGGGGAUUCGCACCGCCGAGAACCAGGGAAGCAUAAACACAGGAAAUGCGAGCGGCCCCUUAGCGCUCAGCCGUCAAAGCCUGUGAUUGUUCGCCCGGGCUCCAAAAGGUGUGUUAUGUCGGGGGCGGAUGUGGAGGUGUACCUGUCCCAGGUGCACGAUGGGAGUGUGUCGUCGGGCUUCCGGGCGCUGUACGAGGAGCGUCUGCUGCUGGAUGUCACGCUGUUGAUAGAGGAGCACCACUUCCAGGCCCACAAGGCGCUUCUGGCCACCCAGAGCGACUACUUCCGGGUCAUGUUCACAGCAGACAUGAGGGAGAGGGACCAGGACAAGAUCCACAUGAAGGGGCUGACAGCUGCUGGGUUCGGUCACAUCCUCCGGUUCAUGUACUACGGCUCGCUGGAGCUCAGCAUGCCCACUGUCCAAGAAAUCCUGCAGGCGGCCAUGUACGUCCAGCUGACGGAGGCGGUGGAGUUCUGCUGCUCCUUCCUGCUGGCCAAGAUCUGCCUGGAGAACUGUGCCGAGGUCAUGCGCCUACUGGAGGACUUCAGCGUGGGCGUGGAGGGCGUCCAGGAGCAGCUCGACAACUUCCUACUCGACAACUUUGUCCCCCUCAUGAGCCGACCCGACUUCCUGUCCUACCUCAGCCUCGAGAGACUGCAGGCGUACCUGAACAGCGAUGCUCUGAGUCGCUUCCCUGAAAUCGAGCUGUAUGAAGCUGUUCAGGCGUGGCUGCGGCACGACCGGCGGCGCUGGAGGCACACGGACACCAUCGUGCAGUCCAUCCGCUUCUGUCUCAUGACGCCAGCCAACAUCUUUGAGAAGGUGAAGACGUCAGAGUUUUACCGUUACUCCAGACAGCUGAGGCAGGAGGUGGACCAGGCGCUCAGCUACUUCCAUGAUGUCAACCAGCAACCUCUGGUGGAGACACGCUCCAACCGCAUCCGCUCCGUCCGCCCACAGACCGCCGUCUUCAGGGGGAUGAUCGGUCACAGUAUGGUCAACAGCAAGAUCCUGCUGCUGCAGCGCCCAAAGGUGUCUGCUCGUUUUUCUGCCCCGGAGGACAAACAUCAUCUACGCUCCAGGGUGUGGUGGGAGCUGGAGGGACCUCAGGUGCCGUUACGACCCGACUGCCUGGCUAUUGUCAACAACUUUGCCUUCCUGCUGGGCGGAGAGGAGCUGGGGCCCGACGGAGAGUUUCACGCCUCCUCCAAAGUCUACCGCUACGACCCUCGACAGAACUCCUGGCUACGCAUGGCUGACAUGUCUGUUCCCAGGUCAGAGUUUGCCGUGGGCGUCAUCGGCAAGUUUAUUUAUGCCGUGGCGGGCCGCACGCGGGACGAGACCUUCUACUCCACGGAGCGCUACGACAUCACAGAGGACCGCUGGGAGUUCGUGGACCCGUACCCCGUAAACAAGUACGGUCACGAGGGAACGGUCCUUAAUGGUAAACUGUACAUCACCGGUGGCAUCACCUCCUCCUCCACCUCCAAACAGGUGUGUGUGUUCGAUCCGGGGCGGGAGGCGGGAGGCGGGGGAGGAGGAGGGAGCUCGGGGGGCUCGGACGCACACAGGACACGCGCCGGCCGAGGCCCGCUGCUGCCCGGCACUCACGCCAGCUGCUGGGAGAACAAAUCCAAAAUGAACUACGCCCGUUGCUUCCACAAGAUGAUCUCUCACAACGGGAAGCUGUACGUGUUCGGAGGGGUGUGCGUGAUCCUGCGGGCGUCCUUCGAGUCGCAGGGCUGCCCGUCCACCGAGGUGUACGACCCAGAGACUGACGAGUGGACCAUCCUCGCCUCCAUGCCCAUUGGGCGCAGCGGCCACGGGGUGGCGGUGUUGGACAGGCAGAUCAUGGUGCUGGGCGGCCUGUGUUACAACGGCCACUACAGUGACUCCAUCCUCACCUUCGACCCCGACGAAAACAAGUGGAAGGAGGACGAGUAUCCCAGGAUGCCUUGCAAACUGGACGGUCUGCAGGUGUGCAGUCUGCAUUUCCCAGAGUAUGUGCUAGAGCACGUCAGACGCUGCAGCUGAGGUCUGCUCCACAACAAGCCUCCUUUUAUAGAAAUGGAAAUGCACUGUUCAAGGACUGAAGUCUCCCACUGGGAGAUCAGGUGUUUACAGGUGGGAGACUCUACUGACGCGCAGGCUUUUAAACUAGAGACCAGCACUUACCUAAGGUA
This is a messenger RNA of Lates calcarifer (barramundi perch), 2418 nucleotides long. It is a transcript of the gene klhl15, whose product is annotated as kelch-like family member 15. Gene Ontology annotation, cellular component: Cul3-RING ubiquitin ligase complex; nucleus. Gene Ontology annotation, molecular function: protein binding. Gene Ontology annotation, biological process: nuclear protein quality control by the ubiquitin-proteasome system; protein ubiquitination. The record is from RefSeq and is a predicted model, not a curated record. The coding region runs from base 194 to 2269 and encodes 691 amino acids. NCBI's taxonomy places the organism in Eukaryota, Metazoa, Chordata, Actinopteri, Centropomidae. The transcript has 9 exons.